Messenger RNA from Gadus morhua (Atlantic cod), 3036 nucleotides. Its product is annotated as carbohydrate sulfotransferase 12. Gene Ontology annotation, biological process: carbohydrate biosynthetic process; proteoglycan biosynthetic process. Gene Ontology annotation, cellular component: membrane. The coding region runs from base 466 to 1800 and encodes 444 amino acids. The transcript is spliced from 5 exons. Gene Ontology annotation, molecular function: sulfotransferase activity. Lineage: Eukaryota; Metazoa; Chordata; Actinopteri; Gadiformes; Gadidae. The record is from RefSeq and is a predicted model, not a curated record.
UUCAACUAUCAGACGCGUCGACACAGAGCCGAGCGCGAAAGCUGACGAAGUAACUAAAGCUCUCAGUAACGGUAACAUACAAAUCACGCGAUACUUCGCAUGGCACAAUCCCACGGCUCAGCUGACGCGGCGCGGUGCGCGAGGAGCUGGCGAUCCAGGGACGAGGUGGCGAUCGGGGGAGGAGACACUGGAGCAGAGCAUGGUUUGACCCUCCCACACCUCCAUGACACGCUCCACCUCACAGACAAAGAUAACCCCCCCCGGCUCUCACCGUCGCCAUGGUGAGAGUCCCGGAACCUGUUUCCAUGGUGACCAACUAGAGAGCACCCCAGGAUUCCCAAUCUGUUGUCAUGGUGAUACCUAAGGAGAGAAGCAGGUUGCGGAUCUGUUCUUUGUCGUCACGGCGAUCGUGUAGUAGGUGCCAGCACGGUUGAAGCUCCGCAGGGAGGCUGAGUGGGCGUGGCCAUGGGCAGGCCCCGCCUCUUCCACAUCUUCCUGCUGCUGGGCUCCGCCCUCAUGGUGCUGCUGAUCAUCAUCUACUGGGACGACAUGGGGACCCCCUACUCCUACGGCCACUCCCCCCUCUCCGCCUUCUCCCCCGGGCCCAGGACCCCCCACACCCCCCCCCAACCACAGCAAGGACCAAAACAACAGCAACAACAACAACAACAACAACAACAGCUGCAAGCGUCGCGGUCUCCGUCCUUCCUCUCGGACAUCAACGCCUUCGUGAACCAGUUCCUGGAGCUGGGCACCGGGGAGCCCACCGACCCCGCCCCCCUGGACACAGCCAACCAAUCAGAGCGGGCGGAGGAGCGCUACGUCCCGCGGCGGGAAUGGAAGAUCCACCUGACGCCCGUGGCCGCUGAGCUGCAGCAGAGACAGGAGCAGCGACGGCAGAGGCUGCAGGAGGCGUGUGCAGAGGACAGUGUGGCGUUCCCCGGGAAGAAACGCUCGUUCGAUGACAUCCCCAACAAGGCUCUGGACCACCUCAUCGUGGACGACCGCCACGGCAUCAUCUUCUGCUACGUGCCCAAGGUGGCGUGCACCAACUGGAAGCGGCUGAUGAUCAUCCUGAGCGAGAGCGUGCUGCAGGACGGGGUGCCGUACACGGACCCCCAGGCUAUCCCCCGCAGCCUGGUGCACAACCUCAGCUCCCACCUCACCUUCAGCAAGUUCAGGCAUCGCUACGGGAAGUUCUCCCAUCACCUCAUGAAGGUGAAGCUGAAGAAGUACACCAAGGUUCUGUUCGUGAGGGACCCCUUCAUCCGCCUCGUCUCCGCCUUCCGCAACAAGUUCCUGGAGACCAACGACGACUUCUACAACCUGUACGGCAAGGCCAUACUGCGGCGCUAUGGCCACCAGCCCACGCCCCCGGCCCUGGCGGCGGAGGCAGGGGCCGCAGGCGUCCACCCCUCCUUCCCGCAGUUCGUCCAGUACCUGCUGGACCCCGACACGGAGAAGGAGGCUCCCUUCAACGAGCACUGGCAGCAGGUGUACCGUCUCUGCCACCCCUGCCAGAUCCAGUACGACUUUGUGGGCCACCUGGAGACGCUGGAGGAGGACGCUGAGCAGCUGCUGAGGCAGCUCAGGGUGGACAACGUGGUGCAGUUCCCCCCCGCCGCGCGCGGGAACCAGUCCGCCGGACUCUCCCUGGCGGACUGGUUCAGCGCCGUGCCGCUGGAGGCCCGGAGGAGGCUGUACCAACUGUACCAGCCGGACUUCACGCUGUUCGGGUACCCGUCCCCAGAAGCCAUCCUGGAGGAGGGAUACGCACUCCAAACCCAUCCUGAGGAGUGAUACGCCCUCCAAAGCCAUCCUGAGGAGGAUUACGCCCUCCAAACCCAUCCUGAGGAGUGAUACGCCCUCCAAACCCAUCCUGAGGAGUGAUACGCCCUCCAAACCCAUCCUGAGGAGUGAUACGCACUCCAAACCCAUCCUGAGGAGGGAUACGCCCUCCAAAGCCAUCCUGAGGAGUGAUACGCCCUCCAAACCCAUCCUGAGGAGUGAUACGCACUCCAAACCCAUCCUGAGGAGGGAUACGCCCUCCAAAGCCAUCCUGAGGAGGGAUACGCACCUCAUGGGAGGUCAAAGCGCCAGACUUGUGAAGCGUGUUGUUCUUACCUUGUCUUUGAAGUGUGAAGGCCAAGUCCCUGCCCUCCGGCCUCUUGUCACGCCAUGCCUCUACCCAGCCAUGCCCAGCUUUUAUUUUGUAACGUGGGUCGCCCCCCAGGAUUUGUCUCCAGCCUGUUGCCGUUAGACAAAGCCCCCUUUCUGUGACGUCACGGAUAUGUUGUAGCUCUCUGCGAGGUCAAAACGUCCCUCCACCAGGGUGGGAUUGAAUUGGAGCAGAAACCUUCUGAUGCUCCUAGUGAGGCAGGGGGCCGUGUGGAACACAGAAGAUGUGGGCACCCCCGGGGCACCCUGUGGGAACAAAAGGAAGUUCAAGAGGUGGUUGGUUGCACUCCUAACUCAAUGUUUACUUAUUGGUCUUGCAUGAUAAAUUUACCUUCAACAUUGUUGCGUUGGGUUUAGUUAUGAUAUUCAGCCGUUUCUGUAUACCUCAUGUGCAGAUAGGGGUUUGCCCUGUUCUGUGUUUGAUUUUAUAUUUCAUCACUCAAUUCAAUUCUGGUGCAAAGCCAGAAUCGUGUUUAAUUGCAUGGAUUUUUUUUCUACUGUGCAAAUGACUUGUUUGACUUCCUAGCAUGAUAUUGUGUCAGUAGGAAACGGUGUACACAUAGUUCAAUAGAUCCUAGUUCACAGUCGAGGAAACACGAAGCACAACAAAGGGAGAUGAGGUUUGGGUUGGAAGGUCGUCUCUCAGGCCUCCAGGACCCCAGAGUUCUCCAGAGCUCUCUGUGUGUGGGACGGGGUCGUGUGCUAUGCUACGCUGCUUCAGGAAACCAUGGCAACACGGCCCCCAUAAUGGUCUGCUUAACAUGGGCUAUAGGGUAAAUGGGGUGUAGGGUUUAGGGUAUAGGGUGGAUAGGGUAUAGGGUAGAUGGUGUAGAUGGGGUAUAGGGUAGGUAGGGUAUA